Messenger RNA from Melozone crissalis (California towhee), 1766 nucleotides. It is a transcript of the gene AMN1, whose product is annotated as antagonist of mitotic exit network 1 homolog. Gene Ontology annotation, biological process: SCF-dependent proteasomal ubiquitin-dependent protein catabolic process. The coding region runs from base 92 to 877 and encodes 261 amino acids. The transcript has 7 exons. Gene Ontology annotation, molecular function: protein binding. The record is from RefSeq and is a predicted model, not a curated record. Lineage: Eukaryota; Metazoa; Chordata; Aves; Passeriformes; Passerellidae. Gene Ontology annotation, cellular component: SCF ubiquitin ligase complex.
CCGACCGCUGGGCCGGGGCCGGGCCGGCAUCCCCGCUCUCCCCGCUCCCCAUCACUUUCCUCGGGCCCCGCCGCAGUCCCCGCUCCCUGCCAUGAGCUGGGACGGCGCUGGCGAGGAAGUCCGGCUCCUCCUGGACCUAUGCCUUCAGUGUUUGACAAAGAAUCUUUCCAGAUACUCUGCAGAUAUUAAGUCAUUGCCACCCAAUAUAAAGGAUAAACUGAUCAAAUUAAUGAGUAGGCAAGGGCAAAUAACUGAUGAAAAUAUCAGUGAGGUGUUGCACCCUGCUGUGGAGUCUCUGGACCUCCGAGACUGUGAUAUUUCAGACAAUGCAUUAUUGCAGCUUUAUAACUGCAAGCAGCUGAAAAAAAUCAACUUAAAUUCUUGCAAGGAGAACAGAUUUGGAAUUACUUCAGAAGGAGUCAUAGCACUGGCCUUGUCCUGUCCCUACCUGCGAGAAGCCUCUUUCAAAAGGUGCUGUGAUAUAACUGACAGUGGAGUUCUGGCUCUGGCACUCAACUGCCAAUUCCUGCAAAUAGUCAACUUGGGCAGCUGCUCAGGCAUCAUGGAUGCAUCUCUGCAGGCACUGGGAGCAAACUGCAAAUUUCUUCACAGUGUGGACUUCUCAUCUACUCAGGUAACAGAUGAUGGCGUUGUAGCACUAGUGAGUGGAAGAUGUUCAAAGAAUUUAAAGGAGAUCCACAUGGAGCGCUGUGUGAAUCUGACGGACAUUGCCGUGGAAGCCGUCCUUACUUGUUGUCCCAAGAUACACAUUUUCCUGUUCCAUGGGUGCCCACUGAUAACAGAUCGGUCUCGAGAUGCUUUAGAGCAACUCAUCAUAUCAAACAAAAUCAAGCAAGUAACAUGGACUGUUUACUGAUUAUUUAUCCUGUACAUGUGAGUGUCAGGUUUACAGGUGGAGAGCUCCUUCAGUAAACAAGCACCUUGUAGAACUAGCUGGUGACUUUUGUUCCAGCAGGUUGCAUCCCUCCUGCUUCCCACUGGAGGUCUCCAUUGCCAUUGCAGUCCUUGCCCGUGAGCCUGGGCUUCCUCAUUGACUUUCCUUGGGGCCCUGUAUUUGCAUUGAUCAUACUUCAUUAAGAGGAAAGUUAAACUAUUAUUAAUAUUACAGGGCUGUUGCUCAGGCUUCCUGAAGUGCUGGAUUUGGCUGCUACUUAGCAUCCUUUAGCAAUUUAGCCACAAACUCAGUUUAGGUAAGUGUGUGUUCUGAGUUUGUAUUCUGGGAUGGUACUUAAAAUUACAAGUACCCAGUUCAAAUCUAACAUUGACACACAGCAGUGUCUAUGAAGUUGGGAGUUGAAUCUAAAAAAAAUCAGCAGCCAGAACUGGUGAAUGGAGGUGGCAUUAACAGUGAGACAAAUGUACUUGCAGUAGUAACAAAGAAUCUCCUUUUACCGUGUAUGUUUGCUAGGUCUGGAGUAAAAAACAUAGGUACCUUCUGAUGUUACUGAUGCUGCAGGUUUCUGUUCUUACUUACCAUCAAAUACUUGCUGGAUUUUUACACAUCCUCAAGUACAGCCUGUCAAUGUGUAAACAUAAACUCGCUUUGGAGUUGUUAUGGUGACUUUACAAAUUUCAGAGUAGUAGCUGUGACCAAGAACAGGAUUUUAUAUGUGGGCAAAUAUUUAAUUUGCCCUGGCUUUUGCCUGUUUCUACAUGAAAAUCCUUUUAGGGAACAAAACACUGGUACUUUGAAGCAUAUCUGUGAGUGAAAUAGGACCAAAUGGAGUGUCUACCAUAAAUCUCAG